UAUGGCGAGCUGGACACACACACAGUGAUCGUUUCCCCGUACCUCUACGAGAGCUACUCCGUGCCCGUCAUCCCGCAGCCGGAGAUCCUCAGCUCGGGAGCCUACAGCCCCAUCACCGUGUGGGCCGCCGCCGCCCCGUUCCACGGCCCGCCGCCCAGCGGCCUGUCUCCUCUAUCCGGAUACCCCUCAUCCCUGGGGCGCGUGAGUCCCCCUCCUCCGUCUGACACCUCGUCCAAGGACCACAGCGGCUCGGAGAGCCCCAUUAGUGAUGAAGAGGAAAGACUACAGUCCAAGCUCUCAGACCCUCACGCCAUUGAAGCUGAAAAGUUUCAGUGCAAUUUAUGCAACAAAACCUACUCCACCUUCUCGGGGCUGGGCAAGCACAAGCAGCUGCACUGCGGCGCCCAGGCCAGGAAGUCCUUCAGCUGCAGAUACUGCGACAAGGAGUAUGUCAGCCUGGGCGCCCUCAAGAUGCACAUUCGGACCCACACCUUGCCUUGUGUCUGCAAGAUCUGUGGCAAGGCGUUCUCCAGGCCCUGGCUGCUGCAAGGACACAUUAGAACGCACACUGGGGAGAAGCCCUUCUCCUGCCCUCACUGCAGCAGGGCGUUUGCAGACAGGUCAAAUCUGAGGGCCCACCUGCAGACACACUCGGACGUCAAGAAAUACCAGUGCAAAAACUGCUCCAAAACCUUCUCCAGAAUGUCCCUGCUGCACAAGCACGAGGAGUCUGGCUGCUGUGUGGCACACUGAGUGACACAGCCAGUGUUUACUCGAACACAAGGCAUUUCUUCACUCCGCCUCCAAACAACAAGUAAAAGUCCAAAGGCAUUUUCUCUUGUGCUUACCGACCAAACAAUAUGUACACACACACACACGUACACACACGUACACACACGCACAUGCUGCGCGAGCACGGAAUCCAUGUGUUUAGAGUUAAUCCUUUCCAUGUGAAGUUUAAAAUUACUAUCUAUUUCCUGAUAGCUAGAUCGAGGGGAUAAAAGACAAGGAUCUUUGUCUUCAAAGAUGAAGCAAAAAGCACAUCACAUCUUCUUCUCAAGAAAGAACGCAAAGAUUUACACUGCUGCCAAAUCAUUUCAACGGAAAGUAUUGCCUCAAAUGGAGUUUGUGAUCAGAUUUCCUAUGGGAAGAGAAUCGACCAGACACUCUCUCAGGUGCCUUACGGAGUGUUCCAAGUUUACUUUAUCACAUGUGUGAUGUCUGGUCACCAUCCUUGAACGAAAGCCUGGUUUGAUUACCCACCCGUGAUGCUUUAAACUGUAUUUUUUUUAAGACAGAGGGAGAACAAGUUUUACAAAAAACACAGGAGAAUGUAUUAAACGUGUUUUUUGUCCUUUCUUCGCCAAUACACAUUCAGUGCCUUGAGGGAUACGAGGAAGACUAGCUUUGAACAUUCCUGGUGCAUACUCCGUGUCUUCCUUUUUUUGAUGGAUUUUUUAAUGAUUUCUAUUUUUUUUUUUUUUGCAAUUAACUAAAGAUGGGACUAUGUGCAACAAAGGAUUUUUAGAAACUGUGUCAUGUACUUAAACUAAGUGAAAUGCAGACCACAAAUGCAACUCACACAGCCCCUUCCAAGUGCCUUUCUAAAGAACAGCAGCGUUGGUUGACGAGUCAGUGUAAAUUCAUGUUUAUUUUUCUAUGAUUGAAUGAGUUUUGUGUGACAGUGAGAGGUUGUCUAGAGCUGCCGCCUACGUACAACCUAAAGACUUGUGAAAUCAAUGUCUCUUUUUUAAAAAGCAAUUUUCAAGGUUCUUUUUUUUACAAUAAACAUUUUUGAUUUAAAAAUC
This is a messenger RNA of Vicugna pacos (alpaca), 1808 nucleotides long. RefSeq names its product snail family transcriptional repressor 2 (gene SNAI2). Lineage: Eukaryota; Metazoa; Chordata; Mammalia; Artiodactyla; Camelidae. Gene Ontology annotation, biological process: regulation of DNA-templated transcription. The record is from RefSeq and is a predicted model, not a curated record. Gene Ontology annotation, molecular function: DNA-binding transcription factor activity, RNA polymerase II-specific; RNA polymerase II cis-regulatory region sequence-specific DNA binding.